ACCGCCGUUCCAGAGGCAAACGGGCCAAGAUGAGAGCCUUGGGAGCCGUCAUCACCCUGCUGCUCUGGGGACAGCUCUUCGCCGCGGACUUUGGCAACGAGGUCACGGAUAUUGCAGAUGACAGCUGCCCAAAGCCCCCGGAGAUUGCAAACGGCUACGUGGAGCACUUGGUCCGUUACCAGUGUAAGAACUACUACAGGCUGCGCACUGAAGGAGAUGGAGUAUAUGCCUUGAACAGUGAGAAGCAGUGGGUGAACAAGGCUGUUGGAGAGCAACUUCCUGAAUGUGAAGCAGUAUGUGGAAAGCCGAAGCAUCCAGUGGAUCAGGUGCAGCGGAUCAUCGGUGGAUCUCUGGACGCCAAAGGCAGUUUUCCUUGGCAGGCUAAGAUGGUCUCCCGCCACAAUCUUGUCACAGGGGCCACACUGAUCAGUGAGCAAUGGCUGUUGACCACGGCCAAAAAUCUCUUCCUGAAUCACACAGAGAAUGCAACUGCACAAGAUAUUGCCCCUACUUUAACUCUUUAUUUGGGCAGAAGGCAGCUUGUGGAAAUCGAGAAGGUGGUUCUCCACCCUAACUACUCUGAGGUAGACAUCGGGCUCAUAAAACUCAAAGAUAAGGUACCUGUUAAUGAGAGAGUGAUGCCCAUUUGCCUACCUUCAAAGGAUUAUACGGAAGUGGGGCGUGUGGGUUAUGUGUCCGGCUGGGGGCGAAACUCCAACUUCAGAUACACUGACCAUCUGAAGUAUGUCAUGCUGCCUGUGGCUGACCAAGAUAAGUGUAUCCAGCAUUAUGAAAACAGUACAGUGCCUGAAAAUAAGAUUCCUAAGAGCCCUGUAGGGGUGCAGCCCAUCCUGAAUGAACACACCUUCUGCGCUGGCAUGUCCAAGUAUCAGGAAGACACCUGCUAUGGUGACGCUGGCAGCACCUUUGCCAUUCACGACCUGCAGCAAGACACUUGGUACGCAGCCGGGAUCCUGAGCUUUGAUAAGAGCUGCACUGUCGCUGAGUAUGGUGUGUAUGUGAAGACAUUCAACAUCCUGGACUGGAUUCAGAAAACCAUAGCCAGCAACUAGUACAAGACAGGAUGGAAGCCCGUAUCUGAGAGCAAAAUUCACCCUGGGAGAGGGAAAGGUGGAUAGGAAUAGAUGGGGUAAGACAGUCUGAGGCUGUUGGGUGCCAGAGCUGUACUGCUGCGUCAAUCAAUAAAGAGCUUUUAUAUAUGUA
This is a messenger RNA of Oryctolagus cuniculus (rabbit), 1224 nucleotides long. RefSeq names its product haptoglobin (gene HP). Gene Ontology annotation, molecular function: serine-type endopeptidase activity; hemoglobin binding. NCBI's taxonomy places the organism in Eukaryota, Metazoa, Chordata, Mammalia, Lagomorpha, Leporidae. Gene Ontology annotation, biological process: zymogen activation. Gene Ontology annotation, cellular component: blood microparticle; extracellular region. The record is from RefSeq and is marked provisional.